Molecule: messenger RNA, 457 nt
Organism: Mycetomoellerius zeteki
Lineage: Eukaryota; Metazoa; Arthropoda; Insecta; Hymenoptera; Formicidae
Exons: 4
Coding region: 26-457 (143 amino acids)
Source: RefSeq, a predicted model, not a curated record
UUUAUGAUGUUGACAGACAUUUGACAUGACCACUAUCAUAAAGGUUAAAUACGUUGAAUAUUUAUUAAAUGGCGAUGACGCUGGACAUCCAGAAGUCACAGCUGUAGACAGAGAGGUACUGGUGAAUAUAAAUUGUCCAAUUAGGAUGUUACUAAAUUAUAUAAGAAAAGUUGCACGUGUGAAUGGCGAGUUCGAUUUGUGCGAUGAAAUAAGUUGUCAUCCGAAGAGUACAUCUUUUUAUGAACCUUGUACACGUGGAACAGAUAUUCUUCAACCAGAUUUAACAUAUUUUAUCGUUACUUUCGAACGGGAUGAAAAUGGACAAAUGAUAAACCAUACGCCGCUUUUAACCGGAAAGGCAGCCAAGAGAUGUUGCGAUAUUCUUUCAAAAAUCCAAAAACCAUCGCGAACAGUUUCCGUUAAAUCUGUACUCAAAAAGUAUAAUAAUGCACAAUAA